CCCGGCGCAGUCAGGAAGUCGGGACGCACCCCGAGCCGCCGGCGGUGCCCCGCUGUAGGAUGGAAAGCGAGGGCGACAGUUGUUCGUGGGGAGGGAGCGAAGACCCUGAGGUCGUUUGCGAAAAGCGUCUGUUUAAGUCCAGGUUGCCGGAGUGCCUCGUCCAGGUGGCGUGCGGACACCAGCACUGCGCCUUCCCGCUGAAUCGUAACGAGCUGUGUGUCUGGAAUACAGCUGGCAGCCCUGCUGCACAGUCAUUACGUUUGUCAGGACAUCAGCAUGCAAUUUCUGCACUGUCAUUUGGAAGUAAAAUCAAUCCGCUUCUAGUCUGCUCAGCUUCCCAUGAGCGUGUGAUAGUGUGGAAUCUUGAUGAAUGUACAAUGAAAGUGCGAGAAGGGUUAACGCCUCAAGGAAUUAUUAUUGGAACUCUUCUGAGAUUGGCUCUUCAUGUAAGAUUUAGUCCAGAUGAUCAACAAGUGGCUGUAUGUGCUGGAAAUCGAAUCUACAUGUUAAGUGCAAAGAAUGAAACUAUACUAGUUAAAUUGAAUGGCCACCUGGCUCCAGUGACUGCUGCUGAGUUUUGCACGUGGGAGAAAAAUAUGCUUAUAUCAGUGUCUGAAGACAGAAGCUUCAAGGUAUGGGACUAUUCUACUGGACUGUUAAUGUAUCAGUCAGGGAUAUUAACAGCAUUUCCUUUGCUAAGUCUACUAAUUGAUGAAGAAAAGAAACAGAUCAUCACUGGAUGUGCUGAAGGACAGCUUUGGAUCUUCAGUUUAAGCAGUGAUCAUAAUUACCGUUGUGUGGCACAUACUGACUUAAAGAAAGAGCAAGAGAAAUUCUGUAAUAAAAUCUGGAAAUCUGAAGAAGAAUUAGGUGAAAGGCAAAAUGCUUCUGAGCUUUGCAAAACAAACAGCAUGAAACCAGCGGGGUCAGUGGAAGCUUCAUUGCCAGUCCUCCUAAUUGAACACUGUGAUUAUUCAGUCUGUUUCCAUAAUGAAGAAAAUAUCUCCUGUGUCCAGAAUAGAAGCUAUUUUUGGAUAGGAACCUCUACUGGCUUAUUAUUAAUAAAUUUAGCAAACUUGGAACUGGAAGCGUUUUUAUGUUACAAAGAUUACAGUGGCCUCAGCAUUCGAUUUGCUAGAUCGUGUUCAUUAAUGAAGAAAACAGUUAAUGGAAAGGUUUUAUGCUUGAUCACCUCAAUGUUUGAAGACAUCAUUGCUGUGUUGGAAGUUAACCCUGCUUUGUUGGUGACAUCUCAGCAGAGUGGUAUUUUUAAAAGUGGAAACGAAGGGAGUCUAUCAGUCAUUGCCAGGUGUCCUCUGUUGCUAAAUCUCCAUUGUGUAAAAUUAAAUAAAAAUAAAAAAUGUCCGAGUAAAACAUAUGGAGUGAAGAGCACCGUGAAAGAUCAACCACUGGUUUUUCAUAAUAAAAUUAAGUCAUCAGGUUAUACAGCUGCACCACAAAUGACUAUGUUUUCUCCAAAUACUAAACUGAAGAAAAAUGAUGUAUCAAAGUGCAAGACCAGGUUUAAAGGUAAAAAUAAAGAAUAUCCACUGGAAAGUUCUCCUCCAAUCAAUCAUGAAGCAGAAAUAUCCGUUAGUUUUCAACCAACUAGAAUUUGUUGCAUUCAGUAUUCUGGAGAUGGAAAUUACCUGGCCUGUGGGCUGGCUAACAAGACUGUACUGAUAUUCGACUCUGAUCUCACCAAUACACAUCACGUUUUUACAGGUCAUGAUGGUGCAGUUAACUCUGUUGGCUGGAGUCAUGACAAGAAGUGGAUAGUUUCUGCAUCAGAUGAUAGAACUGUAAGAGUCUGGUCAGUCUGCAAGAAUGAACCUGCCCUAAUUCUGGGAAAAGAGAUGUUCCACAGGGCUGUAGGCUUUGUGCAAUUUUAUUUUAUGGAUACGUUUAUAUUGCUGUGCUCUGGAGCUGAAUUUCAUCUAUUAAGUUUCCAUCUAGAUGCAACAAAGGAUGACCUAAGACGAUACAAACAGAAGAGUAUUUGCAAAUUGGUACAGAAAUUUCCCAUGGCUUCAACAGUGGAGAUUACCAGCCUUUCAGCAGUGAAUGAUUUCUACUCUCAUAUUGUACUUACAGCUGGCAGCAACCGAGCACUGGAAGUUUUUGAUCUCAAUGCAGGCCGCAGCACAGCAGUGAUACCAGAAGUUCAUAAUAGAGCAGUCCAUCAGAUCUGUCAAAACAAGGGAUCAGCAUUCAGCACUCAGAAGCCUGAAGCUUACAACCUUUUCAUGACCACAGCUGUAGGUGAUGGAAUCAAACUCUGGGAUUUAAGAACUCUCAAGUGUGAACGUCGAUUUGAAGGACGUGGUUGCCGCUCCUACCCCUGUGGAAUUGCAGUAUCUCCUUGUGGGAAGUUCAUAGCCGGUGGUUCAGAUGACAAGUGUGCUUACAUAUAUGAGAUGCAUUCGAGUGCCUUUUCAUAUAAACUGGGAGGACACACAGAAUCUGUCACUAAUGUGGCUUUUAGUCCCUUUUUGCCGCAGAUUCUUACAGUCUUUCAACAGUUUACUUCUUCCUCUUUGAUCUCCCACUGCUUCAGAUUUGAAAAAGAAAUAAUCAUGUUUCCUUUUCUGAUGCUACUUUGAGGAUAAGCUCAUAAAAGGCUAUUGUAUGAUGUUAUCCAUUUAAUGUCAUAGUUAUGUGAAACGUGAACAAAGCUUAAGAAAUAACCAAAGGUUUUAUUUAUAUGUACAUACAUCUACUUUUUGUCUGUUUAUAACAUAGAAGCUGAUGUACAUAUAUGUAUUUACCUAUACGUACACUGGACUACACAAUUCUAAACACCUUCUCUCUCAAAAACACACUGAAUUUCUACCUAGAUACAGAUUUAUACUGGGAAGCUUUAUAAUUUUGUCAAUAUUCUCAUAUUUCAAUAAAUAAAAUAUUUCAAUAUUUCUUCUUACUUUAAAGACAAUACUUUAAACAACGAUAACCAGAUAUAUGAAUUGAUAUGUCUAUAUAUGUGUUACCCUAGAAUACACAGUAGUUCUUUACUAUCUCCUCAGCAAGAGUUGCUACUAUUCAAAAAUAAUUAAAGAAUAAGUUCAAUUACUUUACAUCAAAGACUAUUGUUUUAUUUACAUUUCUCAUACCCCAUAUAUAAAAGAAUGUGCUAGCAUUUCUGUGAUUUUUAGAAUUUUCUAGAAGUCUUAUUACUUGAGUACAUGUUUGAGCUGAGAAAAUGUAUAAUUACUAUCCUGUGAUGAGCACUAUGUAUUUCUGCUCUUUGGAUUCAGCACUACAAUACAUUCAGUAAAAGGGUAGAGUUUAUGAAAAUUUGCAUCUAGAUUAAGGCUAAUUUCAGAGUUUGUACUUCUCGGUGAAAUAGAAAAGAUGUUUUAAACUGAAGAAUAGAAUUGACUUCCUGUAGACUUGCAG
Molecule: messenger RNA, 3396 nt
Organism: Meleagris gallopavo (turkey)
Lineage: Eukaryota; Metazoa; Chordata; Aves; Galliformes; Phasianidae
Source: RefSeq, a predicted model, not a curated record